AUGAAGCUACCGCGCACACUACACUAUCUCGGAUUGAAUCUAGUACUCAAUGUGUCCUUUGCACGGUCUUUGGAAGCUACUACGCAGAGGCAAGCCAUCAUAAUAGAUACGGACAUCUUUGGAGAUGUUGAUGAUGUGGGGGCUCUUACAGUGGCCAACGUACUUCAAAACUGUGGACUCGCAGCGAUUAAGGGAAUCGCCAUUAACACACCCUCAAAAUACGGAGCUCUUGCAGCAAGCGCGCUCACCACUUAUUUCGGCAAUGGUGAUGUCCCGAUAGCUGCUUUACGGCCACUCACUAAUGAGACAUAUUUCGACGAUUAUGAGUUCUUGAGUGAAUAUGCCAGCAAGAUUGCUACUCACUGGCCCAGAAAUCUUCAAGAUGAAGCAUCCACGCCCACACCACUGGAAUUUUAUCGUCAGACGCUGAGUGGUGUCGCGGAUAACAGCCUGAACAUCAUUUCAAUUGGCUUUCUGACAAAUUUGGAAAGCCUUCUGAAAUCCGGAAGUGACGACUUUAGUGCACUUUCCGGGAAGGAUCUCAUCUCUGCCAAGGUCAAGGAAUUGGUUGUCAUGGGAGGCAAUUACCCAUCGGGGUGGGAGUAUAACUUUGGGUAUAAAGAUCCCCAGAGCACGGCUUACAUUUUGGAAAACUGGCCAGGAAAUGUGCCGAUGACUUUUUCUGGAUCCGAACUCGGAGGGAGUGUCUAUACUGGAGAGAACCUCGCGCAAAAUUCGCCACCAAAUUCCCCUGUUCUGUCCGCAUAUCAGUGGUAUGUUGGGCGCGGAUCAGCCAUCCGGCCAUCUUGGGAUCCUAUCACGACUCUCUACGGCAUCCUGGGAAUUGAUGGAUUCUCGAAGAUCGGAAUGAAGAACUCGCUCGCCUAUGCGAAUGAAGGCGGAUAUAACAGUAUAACUUCAAAAAAUGGAUCUAAUGCAUGGGUCAAUGACACCAGUGUCACCAACCAGCAUUACUUGAAGCUGGCGGAUGGCGUGACGAACUCGAGUAUGGCCUGGCUACUUGAUCAAUUCUUUACCCAUGACCCAGCUCAGCUGACAUGCAUUGGUUGA
Penicillium chermesinum is the source of this 1071-nucleotide messenger RNA. RefSeq lists its product as uncharacterized. The transcript has 2 exons. Bases 1 to 1071 code for a protein of 356 amino acids. NCBI's taxonomy places the organism in Eukaryota, Fungi, Ascomycota, Eurotiomycetes, Eurotiales, Aspergillaceae. Gene Ontology annotation, molecular function: hydrolase activity, hydrolyzing N-glycosyl compounds. The record is from RefSeq and is a predicted model, not a curated record.